This is a messenger RNA of Gongylonema pulchrum, 480 nucleotides long. The record is from the annotation of a GenBank genome assembly. NCBI's taxonomy places the organism in Eukaryota, Metazoa, Nematoda, Chromadorea, Rhabditida, Gongylonematidae.
GCGCGAUAUUCUUGCUGAUUUGAUAGAAAAAACGAAACAGCAACGAUAUGACAAGAAGAUGGCACGUGAUGAGCAGGAGGAAGCAACGGAACGGCUAGAUGAGAAAUGGAAAGAAAUACUGCAGACUGGUGCAAUGGCAAAUUAUGCGCGUCCUGUCAAGGAUAAAGCAUCGUCGGUCAUUCCUCCGCGCCCGGACACCGAUGACUACGAUAGUUUGUUUUUCGACCUUCGAAUGAACAGUGAUAAAAGAGGCGACGCAAGUGAACGUCAAAAAACGGAAGAAGAGCUAGCGCGCGAAGAACAUGAAAAGCUAAUCAGGCAAGAAGAAGCUCGACUUACAAAUGAAAGGGAUAAUGCAACAGAAAGGACGAGGAAGAAGCUAAAGAAUGGCGGGAAAAAGGGCUUCGUUGUGAAGUACGACAGCUCAGGGGCACUUAUCGAUAAGGAAAAAGUAAGGCAGUGCUCAAAGAUUUUGUAAAU